Molecule: messenger RNA, 5013 nt
Organism: Paramuricea clavata
Lineage: Eukaryota; Metazoa; Cnidaria; Anthozoa; Malacalcyonacea; Plexauridae
Source: the annotation of a GenBank genome assembly
CCGAAAUUGAAUCUUCCCUGAAAUUUCACAUGUUUAAUAUGAUAUUUUCAAUUUCAGUUUCACGCUGUAUGAACAAAAUGGCAUCAUCUAAAAACUUGACGAAUCUAUGCCUCGACGUUCUUUAUAAUUAUGGCAAAACAAUUACCAAUCAUAUUUCAAAAAGUGAAGAACGAAGAGUACAGUCCACACUUCAACGUCUUAUGAAAGUGUUUAAGUUGUGGAAUCAACUAAUUUUUAUCCGGCGAUAUAAAAAUGAUAAUAUCAAAUGGAAUAUCGUUAUACAAGAUGUAAACAACCCAGACUCUGUCACGUUAACACUUUGUCUUGCGUCAACUGAAGAAUUUGAAAGAUUUAAAGCAUUUCUUCGACAUCUUAACUCCAACUGGUUUCAGGAUAUUAAAGUACAAAAACUCGACAAUGAUUUCUUAAGUUUUCUGGUCACUAGUCCAGCACCAGUACUGUUACAUAUAUUUCCUCGAGACCCUGCAAAUUUGGAUGAGCAUUCCAGCUUUUCAACUUCCAAAUCAUCUAAUGUCAAAACAGUGUCGCAAAUCAUCAGUCUUCAGGUCAAAGACUUUUGUUUGUGUAUACUGAAUGAGCCUGAAAAGCUCUCGAGAGAUGCAGGAGAAAAGCGUCAAACUAAAGAAACGACAAGAAGCCAAAGUACUGAUGAGUAUCGUGUACUCCGAAAGAUUGGAAAUGACAUGCUGGCCACUGAUUUUUAUUAUCACAACACACCUUCUGAUGUAUUACUAGAGCAACUUACACAAGCGUAUAUAUCAGUAUCAAACGAUAGUCAGAACUCACAGUCUGAAGAAAAUUGGCUUGCCUCUGAUUCAUACUCUUAUCAAAGCGCACAGAAGCAAAGCUCAAAAAUUGAACGUCUUGAAGCGGAAAACGUAAAAUUGAAGAGGAUAAUUGAGACAUUGUCUCACGAGAUCAAAACGAAAACAACACUUUCGCAGUUGCAAAUUAAUGAGUUGAUAGAAGAGAAUAAAAAAAUGGUGAUAACUUUGGCAAAGAAGGAAGCGGAGAUACAAGAAACGUUUUUAGAACUUGGCCGUUUAAGUGUGGAGUUAACGAGAAUACAGAAUGAAAAGAAAAAAGAGGAGCUUUUUAAUAAAACGUACAAGUUCCAUUCAGCUUCAACUCAGACGUCGGGGAUUUCAGAAUGGUCGACUACAUCCUUAGAUUCAAGGGCAUCGAGUGAUCAAACGACAGAGGUGGGACAUAAUCAAGUCGAAAAUCGUCAUGGGCAAGAGUCACUUAACGAAACGGCAAGUCUAACUGAUAUACCACAUACCGCUGUAGAUGGAAAUAUCCACAACAACUACAAACUCUUGUUACUGCGAAUAUCUCACGCUCUCCUGGCGGAAGAUGUCCUCAAACUAAAACAGUGGGUGGAAAGUCAAUUUGAAGUCGAUACUUCUGGAAGUGUGAGCGCAAUUCUCCUGGAACUAGAUCGUAAGAAAAUCAUCACGAUUACCGAUCUCAGUCGACUGAAAAAAUUCUUUGAAGAUAACUUAAGAUAUGAUUUUGUGUAUCUUAUUGACAGUUAUCUUCUUGGGGAGUAUUCACAGCUAAAGAUUUCCAAGCCUAGUGAGAGAUCAUUUAGUCGAGGAGGUAACGCCCAGAAUGGACUGGCCUCUCAGCGGUUUGGUCAUCUACCAUCAGCACAAUGGCCAUCGCGUUCAACAGCCAGAGGGCAUUUCACUGGUCCAGCAGACCAGUCACGGGGUACUGCACCAGGUUUUCAAAGGCAAUUUCAGGGAUCACGGGCAAACUCGAGGGAGAUCGGAGAUACUGCGGGUAUAUCGAGUUCCACACAACACGCUACCCAGCGAUCUGUUGCUCGAAAUGGUCCUGGCUCGGAUACACGCAGACCUCAUCCUUUGCCACAAACGUCAACCUCAUCUGCCAAGGAAACUUUAAUCAGCAGUACUGCUUCUCAAGGAGUGGUAGUCACUGAUGGUGCAAGACGGGAGGAUGCUGAAGGUAGGUUAAAUAAUUGUCUUUAAACUUUGGGUUGAGGGAUGAACGCGGUGUAGUUCUAGGCAGAGUUGCAGCCUUGCAGGAAGUGUUCAAACUUCCUCCGGGUAAAAAUUUCAAAUCUUUCUCAAAAUAAUGUGGAUUAUGGCUUUUUCAAAUUGCAAAAUAUAUAAAUUAUGUCAUUCAAAAUCGGCUUCUUGUUCCUAUUUCCUACUGAAUAUUUUUGAAUAUUUUAUUGUUUUCUCCUCAGUACUGAUACUAGAUGGCUAUCUUGGCUAUCACAUUAGAGAAUACUGUCACAAUAGUUACCAGAUCGGCAUCCUGUCAACCUCAACCUGCCUAUAGUCGAGUAUCAUUUAUCUGUUUUAUUGUGUUAGUGUUGAGACCUCGCAUAUGGUAAACAUUCCUCGCGGAUGGUACCCGCAUACCCGCAGAUUUUUUGCAACUCUGGUUCCAGGAAACCGUGCUAUUCUAAAGCGAUGUUUAGAUCCUUCCUCAGGAGACUUAGUAUAAAGAAACCCUAAGAUAAACACGAUGCCCUGUCAUUCUUCUGUUUAUAUAUUUUGUAGUGUAUUUAUUAAGUCUAUGAAAUUUUGUCUUCCACAGUUCAGGCCAGCGGUUCAACAGUACGUGGCGAUCAAGUUAAUACUUCACGUAAUUCAAACCCUGGUAGCAAUGGACAGAAGUUGUCAAAGUUCCAACCACCUGAUGCGGAUGAGGACGACAACUGGUUAUGCAGUCAUUACAAACGACGUUGUUACGUCAAAUUUGAAUGUUGUAACAAGUUUUGGCCAUGUCAUCGUUGCCAUAACAACCAAAGCACAUGUGGCAGGAGGAAGCUUAAGUCACGUGACACGAAACAGCUUAAGUGUGCUGCUUGCGGUCUUGAACAACCGGUAUGUUAAGAAUCAAUUUCCAACAUUCGUUAUUCAGGCGAAUUUAGAAAUUUUAGUUCUUUCUUAAAUUCCAUGCGAUAUAUAGCUAGCGGUAGAGCCUACUAAUGCAUAUUUGAAAAAUUAUUGGUACAACAUUUGUUACACAGUUAUUCAGCUAUCAUUCAAUGGCUUUCAGACAUUGGCGGGGCGCCAGCUGCCUCCCUGCCUGCCCCCUCCCCCCGCCUUGCCUUCCCUCCCCCCUCCUGGUAUCGCCACUGAUUCGACUUUAAUUCAGAAAUAGCCUAUUAUGAUUUCAACUUUUAUGUCAAUUUACUUUCAAUGUGUACUUUCAAUUCUUUAUUUCAGUUUGCACAUUACUGUUCAAGAUGCAAUGCAAAAUUUGCGAGAUACUUUUGUGGUUUGUGUAAACACCUGACAGGCACUGAUGAUAAUCCUUACCAUUGUGAAAAGUGUGGUAUUUGCAGGUUAGAUACCAGAGUAAAACUCAGUACAUAGGCCUAAUUUCGAGCAAAAAAUAAAAUUUUUCAGCAGAGGAUUUUUACAGCCAGAAGACUUCUUUGUUCACAGGAGAAGUGCAGUUGAAUUUUGCCAUAAAGCAAACAUGUCGCUUAGUUUUGAAAAAUUGAAAUUAUUCAUCAGAAAAUUUGUACAGAAAAGAAUCUCUUUGACUAAGAUCAAAUCUCGUUUUCUGAAUACGUCUGAUUGUUUCUGAACUAGUUUUAACGAUAUUUUAUGCAUGAAUAUUUCGCAAUUCCAUAAUUUCAAAAAUUUCAAUUUGCGGUCACUUCGAGUUUGUUAACUGGUGUGUGUUCGAAAUUUUUAUUUUAGAAUUCACGGAGAUCGUUCGUUUCAUUGUGAUGUCUGUGGUGUGUGUUUGGAUGUUCAACUUCGUGGAAAUCACAGAUGUCGCGCAGGCUCUGCACAUGACGAAUGCUGUAUUUGUUUGGAGGUACUGUAUCAAUUUGAGGUUCUAAUUAGGAGUGAACGUUACAACGAAAUGAACAUCUGGAAUGGCGAAUUUUAUUACAUAUAAAUAUGCUAUAGACAUUUAGAUCUGAUACUAUAACUUUUUAUCCUUUUAUCACAUUCUAAUUUUAAGUAAAUUGGAUUUUCAUUUGUCUCUCUCUCUGUAUAAAUAUAUAUUUUUAUUAUACGGUAUUCUACGCCAUGGUCAACACUAGAUAUUCUUACAUAUAUUUGUUCUCUAUAGGAUGCAUUCACAGGAUGUCAGAUCCUACCUUGUUCACACAAAGUUCAUAAAGAAUGCGCGACUCAGAUGAUCAGAAGUGGCAUGUGAGUGUGAUGCAUGCUGAAUUUUAAUCAUUUGAUUUUAGAGAACAUACCAUAUGCAAAUUUCGACUCCUAAAUUUCUUUGUUUUACACAUUGUAGAACGCGUUGUCCGAUAUGUCGGGAAAGUUUUGCACAUAAAUUGGAAAGAAGACCUCAUCCUUCAAAGAAACCACCAUGAGGAAAAGAAUAAGUUAUGGGCUAUGUGUAUAUCGUCAUGCAAGGACUGUUUAUAUGACCGGGCUACUUUCAAACCACAGUUUCUGUGUUCAAACGCGUGCUCAAGGUUGUUAAAGUUACUAUUAUAUAGUAACUAUUGGAGUAUUGCAAUUAAUAUUAUUCUUAAUAAUGUUGCAAAGAUUUUCAUGACAUGAUUCUGUCAGAUUUGUUGAGGCAUCAUCCGGCUAGCCUACUCAACAACAUUCACCCGAUCCGGGCUGCGAACAGGCUAUGUAAAUAGAAGAUCUCCUAAUCGUUCUAAUUUUGAUAUUACGUUCAUAGUUUAGUUUUGUUGUGUUUUUGCAUGGACACGCACUAUAUAUUUACAUUACCGAAUAAUAUAUUCUGUUUAGAAUUGCACUCAGUUUUAGAAUUGCACUCGUAUAUUUUGCAAAUAUUUUGGGGUAUUUAAAGUAUUAAUUAAAUUGGACACCGCUUGGCGUUGGUGUAUCGAUCGUUGGAUAUACUUAUAAGUAAGUUCAUACAUAACCGGUCUAUAACAUAACAAUUUUUUGAGUGAAUUGAAAUUUGGUUUGAAACGAAGUUUAAUUUCCACUUUAUUAUAAUAUUCAUUUUGGUUGCAAAACGGAAACAGCUCUUUGGUGACAAGACACCCCCGCA